CAACUGAUCGAGAGCAAACAUCGAGAGUCCUGCAGCCCGUGACCGUGACGCUUUCUUCGCGCUCCUGUCCAGCAGCUAAUUCAGUUCAAUCAAUGGCAGCUAACCAACGAUAGUCACAAUUGAUUCAAGUGAUCUACCAUCGAUUGCUAGAGGUAAAAGCUAACUAGCUCUGUGGUGCUCGUUUCGGGGCGCCGACGUUGAACCAUCGAUUUGGAAGCUGCGGCAACGUGGCGCCCCCUGCUCCUCGCUGAGUCAACUGAACUCACACCACACGACAACUAACCGCGAUCGCGAAUGAUUUGUUUAACCUGAUCUGAGCUUUCCUGCAUGCACACAGACACAGUCGUUAGUUCAAGCUUAAUUUAUGAACCAGAGAUUCAUAAACACAUCGAAUUCCAAUGCCGUCGUCGGCCCUUCUCUUCCUGCUCGUCGCCCACCUCGCCGUCGGCGAGCCCACGACCCUCGCUGCCACGCCGUCGACGCUGACCAAGUCAGACCACGCAAUCACCCUCCGGUGGUCGAACCUCCCCGACCCGAGCCCACUCGACUACUCCCCGCCGUCGUCCGCCGACCUCGACUACCUCGGCUUCCUCUUGCUCAACUCCUCCGCCUCCUGGGCUACGGGUGCCGACAGCCUCACGCUCCCGCGCCUGCCCGACCUUCGCGCCCCCUACCAGUUACGCCUGUUCCGGGGGCUACCGCCGCCAGUCGAGCGCUCCAAGGGUCCGCUCGUUGACCAGGACGGGGACCCGGCCGCUCCCCAACGCCGGCACCGGCGCCGCCGUCUCCGGCAAUGUGGCCUACGAGGGAUCUGGCGCGCGGCCCGCUGAUCGGCGAGAGGAGGAUUGGGAAUAGGUGCCGGCAGAGGCCACGACAUACGAGCAGCGGCAUAUGUGCGGCUACCCGGCGAACGACAGCGUCGGCUGGCGGCACCCUGGGUUCGUCUUCGACCGCGUGAUGAAGGGGUGCAGCCGGGACAAAGUACUUCUACAAGGUAGAUAAAUGUAUGACUUGUAUGGAUUUUGCAAGUUUUCACUUGUACAAAGUUAGAUAGAUACUUCUAACUUGCAUGGAUUUGUGGAAACAUUGUGAUCUGAGGGUUUGAUUUCCUGAGAAACAAAGCUCAUUUUAGCACCUGGUGCUGGUAAUGACUGUCAGAUUCAA
Messenger RNA from Zea mays, 1164 nucleotides. Its product is annotated as probable inactive purple acid phosphatase 2. The record is from RefSeq and is a predicted model, not a curated record. The transcript has 2 exons. The coding region runs from base 399 to 830 and encodes 143 amino acids. Lineage: Eukaryota; Viridiplantae; Streptophyta; Magnoliopsida; Poales; Poaceae.